Messenger RNA from Penicillium nucicola, 225 nucleotides. RefSeq lists its product as uncharacterized. Lineage: Eukaryota; Fungi; Ascomycota; Eurotiomycetes; Eurotiales; Aspergillaceae. The record is from RefSeq and is a predicted model, not a curated record. The transcript has a single exon. The coding region runs from base 1 to 225 and encodes 74 amino acids.
AUGAAGUUCAUCUCCGUCUCAGUCGCUAUUGUCCUCUCUAUCGUUUCUUUUGCAGCAGCAUCUCCUGCUCCGAUCCCUGCUCCAAUCCCUGCUCCCGCUGAGAUUGUCAAGAGAUGUUCUGUUUUCCACUGCCGUGAGGCGAACCCGUCCUCUUGCUGUUCCGACAAGUAUGGAUACUGCAACAAAGAUACUGGUGAAUGCCACUGUGGAAAGGAUUGCUUUUAA